AACUAUUUCUCCUUUUCAAUUGUUUUCUCACGUUCCCUUUUCUUUUCUUCUUCUUUCCAUUGUUCUCCCCGGGCUUGUUGUAGCCCCAUCCCCUAACCCUAGUUUUCAACAUGUCAAAUAACCACCAUAUAUCACAACGUUUCCCGUCUACCUCACUCAUAUUGCUUCGACCGCCACUCUUGCAGGUCUCUAGUCCUCUUGCCUGCACUCUAUUUCUAUCUUUUUAGGUAAACAACUUCUAAUCUUUUCCUCUACAUAUUCUAAAAAAGAAGAAAUUUUAUGUUUUCAUUCAAAUCAAUUACGUCCAUUGGAUUUUGUUGCUUCAGCUAGUGAGUCAAACCCGCUCUCUCCCAUAUGGAGAGUCAAAUUUCAAUUUUAUCCCCAUUAAUGAAUUUUUGUUGUUUUAGUAGUUCUUAUAGAAUUUUUGAAUUGAGAGGUUUUGUCAUGCUUGUGUAUGUAUUGUGAAGUCUUUAGCUUUUAUGUUGUGGUUAAGGAAAAUCGGUGCGUUUGAGAGGUGGUGGUUUAAUGUUUCUGUGUGUGCAGGGAAGUUUUUAUCAUUAUUCCGUGGUUGUCUAAAAUUGGUGCUUUUGGGAUUGUGUACAUGAGAUGCAUCUAGUUGAUAUUCAAUGGAAAUAAUGGUUGAAGUUGAGGAUAAUGAUGAUGGGAAGCUUGAAUGAAGACAGUGAGGUUGAGAGAAGUUCUACUUUGUCUUCACUCCUACGAAUUUCCAACCCAACUGUGUACAAAUAUUCAGGAUGUCGAGAAUACUUGAUAAGGUUUCUUAUGGGACAACACUUACUGUAUCCAUUAUAAUUGUUUACGCUGCAAUAAUUGCUCUUAUUACUAGCAGCCAGAGCAAGGAGGACAAUCGCAUAUGACAUGGAGACAAAUCUUAUGAUUUAGAAUUCACUUUCUUCAUUAAUCCAGCAGAUUUAUUAUGGUAAUUAUUUACUUGUCUUUAUUAUGUGAGCCAAAAUGGAGGAAAUAGAAGUGUCAAGUUCCAUCUUGUGUCAUGUUUGGAAGACUUUUUAAUGAGAUGGGUAGAUAGAAAGACUAAUGAUUUUGUGCUUAUGAGAGUUUAAGUUAUAGAUAAGUUAUGUCAUCUAAUAAGAUUUUGUUCAUUGAACUAUAUUCUGUUCAAAAUUAUUGAGUAAAGGGCUAUACCAGCUGUACAACUUGUACAUGACAGUUUGUUGAUAGAAAACCUUGUUUAUACCUUAGAAGUUUCUGCCUCUUACUCUAAUACCCUUUUCAGGUAGUUGAAAGCACAUACUUAUGGUCAUUGCAUAAAAAUAUUUUGAAUUUGAUAAUGACCAGAAAGUUAUGGUGAAAGCACAUAAGAGUCAUGUUAUUGUCUCUUGGUAAUCAUAUUUCUGUUAUAAUUAAAAAUUCAAUCCAUUUAUUUUGUAUCUGCUUAAAAUAUUAGGUAUGCCUUCAGGUCGAAACUUUAACUUGAUCAUGAAGGGACAAUUUAUUAUUCCAUCAAUCCUAUGUGGAUAAGAUCAACAACUACAAGUGAGAUUUUGCUUUAUGAUAUAAUUUGUUGGUUAGGCUAUGUUCACAAGUACUAAUACAUUCCAUUACUAUGAUUGCCUUAUUACAUGAGUAUGAAUUAUAUGUAAAUAUAUUUUGACAUGUUAUUUAUAAUUAUAGCUGAUAUUUUAGAACAUUCAUUAUUGUUGUUGCAUUUCAAAUUUUCUACGUGUUUGGUUUUUUUUUUUCCAGGAAAUAGAUCAUCAUUACUCAAAGGGUUGGCCUAGCGGUGGAGGCUUGGGUCUUGAGAGUGUGCUCCUCUCAAGGUCCUGAGUUCGAAUCCUGCUAGGUGCUAUCAAUCCUUGCGUGGGCCAGUCCAUACAGAACGUUGUUCUGGCUUUAAACGGGGCCCCCUCUAGUGGACGGUGGGAUUGGUCCCUCUUGGAUUAGUCGGUCGCAAGGCCGGAUACCAAGAUUUCCAAAAAAAAAGAUCAUCAUUACUCAAAGGGGAAAAAGUUCAUUUAUAUUUUUUUAGGGGCUGAAGGAAUGGAGACUCAUAUUUGGAACUUGCAGCCUAUGCAUAUAAUUUGUCUCCUAAAUAUAUAGAAGACUUCAAUCAAGGGAUGCAAAAGUUAACCAUGCAUGAUACAAACUAAAAAAAGGUUUAACUGACCUAAUCCCACUUGCUUAGUGUGACUAGAAUUUUAAGUUCUGUUAGAUACAAAUUAGAAAAAGGUUGAACUUACCUUAUCCCACUUGUUUGGUGUGGCUAGUGAUAAACCAUGUGAAGAUCAAUUUAUUAAUGUAAUUUAUUUAUGACUAUUGAUUUAAUAAUAUUAUACUAAGAUAUCACAAUGUAUUAGAUGCAUUUUAAGAAGGUAUGUUGUUCAAUUGUCCGUUGAGUUCUGUAGUAAAUAAUAUCUAAAUUGUAGGAGUAUAAGUGAUGUGAUAGCAAUUCCUUUUCAUUAAAUUUUCCCUCUUUGAAUUACUUUGAUUUCUAAAUAUUUCAACCUUGAUAUAAUAUUUUAUAGUUUUAGUAAUUAAGGUAAUUUAACAACAAUUAAUAUUUUUAGAUGUCACCCAAUCUUAUAUAAUGUAAGUUGUAUUUAAAUAAAUAGAAUAUAAAAGAAAUUGAGUUGCAAAUUGUGAAACAUGUUCGUAAAUUAGUGAGGGAACACUACAAGAAAAUAAUAGAUUAGCUACCAAAUUUUACUAUAAAUUAUAUUUCUAGUUGAUUUCAAGUUAAAAAACAUUUAUUUAACUCUAAUUACAUAAACAAAAUUAGAAAUGUUAAAUAUUAUCACAUACGGUGAUUUUCUAAAACAUAUUCUUUUAAAGAAAAUUAUUAUUUUAAUAAAAAAACUUUUAUUAUAAAAAAAACUCUUAUCAUAAAAAAACUCACAAAACCCUUUUCCCCAAAUCACUUUUUCCUCAAAAUCACUUUUCCUUCACAGAUGGAAAAUCUCCAUCGAAAUCACUUUUUCUGAAAUCACUUUUCUCUAUCGAAACUGUUGUUUCUCUGAUUCAAAUCACUACUUCUCCACCAUUGAAACCGCGGCUUCUCCUUCAUCAAUCGAAAUCACCGCUUCUUGUCGCAAACGUGAGGAUAAGUCUCCGAUCGGAAUCUCUGCUUCUCCAUCAUAUCGUUGCUGCAACUUUCUCUUCGGAAAUCGCUUCUUCAACUGAGAGUUUUGUGUCUUGCAUCUGAAGGUAGUGUCAUUGUACCGUGGCCUUUCACCAACAAUUCUGACAGUAUUUCCAAACUGGGCGAUUCAGCUCUGCUAUUGUACAUAUAUAUCAGACACCAUCACAAAGAAAAUAGUAUGACAUAUUGGAUAGCUCCUUGUAAUCAUGAAACCCAAUCGAAGUUGGAUGAGGCGAAGAAAGAACAAUAAUGACCAAGCAACAGAAGAAUUUAAGAAUGGAGUUGACGAAGUGGUAAAGGAGUGGGACCUACGAGCUAAAGAAAUGGAUGCAAUUACCUAUUGAGGAGAAACAUAGACUUUGGAUAUUGGCGUCUCCAUGGUUACAUAACAUUAGUCCAAGGGACAGUCUGAUGCCAAAAGACGACGAUGGUGGUUUUUUCCCAACAACUAGAAAUGAAUUAAAACAUGAAGCUAUUACUUCAACUCGUGAGUAUCGUGUAAGAGUUCUAGUAUGUGCCCCAUCAAAUUCUGCUCUUGAUGAGAUUGUGUUGCGGGUUCUCAGUGGAGGUAUCCACGAUGAAAAUGACCGAGCUUAUUGCCCGAAAAUUGUUAGGAUAGGUCUCAGAGCACACCAUUCUAUCAAGGUCGUUUCCUUGGACGAACUUGUAAUUGGUGGAAUUGAUGUGGCAGUGAGAUCAAUGAAAGGAGGUGGAAUUCGUAGAGUCAUCAUACCUCCAUCAUUUGGGUACAAAAACACAUCAGAGGAACCUAUCCCACCUAAUGCAGAGGCUGUUUACUACAAUUUUUAAUCCAACUCGACUUGCAAAUGGUGAAGGGUCUACUAUAGAGACACUUAUAUUUGAUAUUGAACUGGUUAGCACCAGGCAUAUGAAUUCAACUUGUAAGAUCCACCAAUCUAGAAAGAAACAAAUGUAUAUUUUUAUGAGGUGGUGGUCAAUUAGUAACCUUGUACAUGUAUUGAUGAAUAUACACCGAGUAUCUAAAUGCUAAUAUCAUUUUUUUAA
Vicia villosa (hairy vetch) is the source of this 4144-nucleotide messenger RNA. RefSeq names its product probable helicase MAGATAMA 3. Gene Ontology annotation, molecular function: peptidyl-prolyl cis-trans isomerase activity; helicase activity. Bases 3446 to 3928 code for a protein of 160 amino acids. NCBI's taxonomy places the organism in Eukaryota, Viridiplantae, Streptophyta, Magnoliopsida, Fabales, Fabaceae. The transcript has 12 exons. The record is from RefSeq and is a predicted model, not a curated record.